Molecule: messenger RNA, 173 nt
Organism: Didymodactylos carnosus
Lineage: Eukaryota; Metazoa; Rotifera; Eurotatoria; Philodinida; Philodinidae
Source: the annotation of a GenBank genome assembly
AAAAGUUUUCAUUAUUAUUAAUUUUUCUUGCUAUGUUUAGACGAAAAAAGAAGUGUAUUCGUUUUACUGAAGAAGGCGGUGAUGCGCCGAGUUCAGUGAAUGGUGGCAACGAUACAACAUCAAACGAAGAAGAAGAUGAUGAAGAAGAAGAAACAGCAGCAACUCGUUGUUGA